Oncorhynchus keta (chum salmon) is the source of this 1694-nucleotide messenger RNA. RefSeq lists its product as uncharacterized. NCBI's taxonomy places the organism in Eukaryota, Metazoa, Chordata, Actinopteri, Salmoniformes, Salmonidae. Gene Ontology annotation, molecular function: chemokine activity. The record is from RefSeq and is a predicted model, not a curated record. Gene Ontology annotation, biological process: immune response. The transcript has 5 exons. Gene Ontology annotation, cellular component: extracellular region. The coding region runs from base 707 to 1279 and encodes 190 amino acids.
CUCUCCAGGAUCAGGGUUGGCCACCCUUGGUCUCACAGCCUAAAACCCAAUGCUGUACAAUUUUAAGGUUGCGACUUUUCAUGUGUCAUUGGGAUGAGGUCAAGAAGAUGUCAUCACCCUAAACCCCACACUAAAGCCAACUGACCAAACAGAAAGUAGGAGCACUCAAUCUUGGACAUAAAGGACAAAAUCACAUUAUAUUCCACCUACUACAGUAUGUUUCAUUAGUAAAGCCUUCAUCAGAGCAUGUUCAGCUCAGUCAUUAGGCCAUACCUUAAAGAGUCCAUUGGCAGUUACUACAUAUGUACCCAUUGAUUCUUGAAGAAUAUAACCUGGAAAUACCUCACGAGCUUAGUUCAACUGUCAUAACUGUCAGUCUGAUCUUCUGAACGGCCAUCCUGGGAAAGACCCAUGUCACAUUUUUCCGUCCGGAAUGCUGAUGAAAGUGUUUCCUCUUGGUAAACGAUCUGCGCUGAUGCAGCAGAAACUCCCGACAGUCUUUCAUUCAUUCUGUCAUUCACAAAAAAAGGAGAGGAGAAGAGUGAACUCCGCAGAGGUGCCACUUCUGCUUUUCAGGCCUUUAUAUAACCUCAACCCUGGUGAAGACUGACACUACAGAACUGACCCUGAGCUAAGCUGAGCAGCCUGCCAGAGAAGAGAGAGAAUUCAUUCAUCUAUUUUUUCAACUUGUAUUGUACCAGUAAAGAUGGUGACCUGUGGAACUCUGGUGAAGAUCUGGACAGCAGCAAUCGUCAUAGCAACGCUGGUCUGGACAGGGACAGUAGAUGGAGAUAAGUUGUCGUCGUGCUGUAAGACAGUGACCAGGAGCGAGGUGACCGAUCCGAUCACAGGCUACUGGACUCAGCACUAUAACGCUCCCUGUGUACGGGCCGUCAUCUUGGAGACGGAAAAGGGCCUGAUCUGUUGUCACCAUAAACAACCCUGGGUACGCCGCAAGAUUCAACAGUUUGAAAUGGCCCGCAGGAGCUCAUCAUCUCCCUCUCUCUCCUCCUCUCCACCCUCUCUCACCUCCUCCCCUACCUCUACCUUCUUACCCUCCUCUCCUCCCUCCUCUCUUUUCCCUGCUUCCCCCUCUUCUCCCCCCGUAACUUCCUCUCACCCCUCUCUGUCCCGCUCUCCCUCCUAUCUCCUCUCCUCUCUUUUCCCUGCCUCCUCCUCUCCUCCCUCAAUCACUUCCUCUCCUACAUCUCUUUCCUCCUCCCCUCAUUGGGAAUCAACCGAGAAUGCCUUAACUCAGCAGUCAACAGCCAACCAAUAGAAUCAUUGCCAAUGGCUGAAGUUCCACUAAAGUUCCACUUCCUCAUAUCUAAAAAAAUAGAUUUCCAAUUUGCAUAUAUCACUCAGAUUUGAUAUCUUUUUAGUUAUUAUUUAAUUCAGUUGUCAUCAUUAUUUAUGAAAUAUCUUCAAGGCCAGUGUCUCGUGUAUUUAUUAGUUAAUUUCUUCAAGUAGUUAUGAUGACUUUUCAUUAUACAUUACCAAUGAGUUCUUAAUGUUAUUUAACACAUUUAUUUAUUAAGUACUUAUACAUUUAAUUGGUUUCUUUUUGAUCAAUCAAUGUUAUUUUAAGAAAUGUUUGUAAGAGAAAUGUCCUUUUCUACUUAUUUAUUCAACAAUAAUGAGUUGUAAAACAUCAGAAAAUGGAUGAAACUGAAAUAGAAAAUAAAAUGAUGGAA